Messenger RNA from Aspergillus mulundensis, 1617 nucleotides. RefSeq names its product Zn(II)2Cys6 transcription factor. Gene Ontology annotation, molecular function: DNA-binding transcription factor activity, RNA polymerase II-specific; transcription cis-regulatory region binding; zinc ion binding. The coding region runs from base 1 to 1617 and encodes 538 amino acids. Gene Ontology annotation, cellular component: nucleus. NCBI's taxonomy places the organism in Eukaryota, Fungi, Ascomycota, Eurotiomycetes, Eurotiales, Aspergillaceae. The transcript has 4 exons. Gene Ontology annotation, biological process: positive regulation of transcription by RNA polymerase II. The record is from RefSeq and is a predicted model, not a curated record.
AUGAGGCAUUCUGCAACCACAGCUAACCGCUUCAGAAACAACGAUGCGACGGAUCUUCCCCGUGCUCGCGAUGCGCCCGAUUGGGCCAUCUUUGUGAGCCUCAAAUGCCAGGGAAAAGGCCUCAAAUGUCUCGUCGACCCCGGGCAACUCGAUCGCGGGGAGGAUGCACUUCCUAAGAAGUGUGACGAGCUGCGUCCUCAAUGCGGUGAUUGCCGUCGCCUAGGUAUUUCCUGUGUCUGGAAGUCUCCCUCGCCCUCUCUUUCCUCUGACGACUCUCCAUCUUCUCAUGUUAACGAUGUCGCCUCGACCCCGUUGCCUUCCGCGGAUUUGCCUACUCUGCCUUCACCCGCCUUUCUCGACGACGAAUCUUCCCUUCUCAUAGACCCCUCAUGGCCGAUUCUGGAUUUCGCUAUCCCCAGUCCUGGAGCAUUCCCCGUACAAAUACCGCUCAAUCCACAUCUUCAGACAGAUGAGGACAUAUCGUUGUUCAACCACUACGUGCACAUCGUGUCCCGCUCUCUAUUACGAUCUGCCAAGUCAGAUGAGAACCCGUUCCUCAGAACUUUGCUCCCCGUGGCUGCCACCUCGGACAUGGUGACUAGCGUCAUCUUGGGGCUUAGUGGUAGUCAUUGGAAACGCGUCUAUCCCGCCAUCUGGGGGCGAGCUCUAUCGCGUCAAGGACGAGCCUUAAACCAGGUGAACCUGCUCUUAAGCCAGACGAACCUAUCUAGAUCGCUAGAGACAUGCAUCGCCGUCCUCCUGCUUUGCCUUGCGGACUUAUUCGAAGGAACGUCCAGAGCCUGGAAGUGGCAUCUGAAAGCGGCUAGUGCUCUCCUUCGAUCACUAGGCGAACUGGUCCUCGAGAAUACAACCGAGGGGAUGUUUUGUCUUCAACUAUUUCACUACCUUGAUUCCAUGUCAACAAUCUCACGAUGCCGACCACCACUUCGAGGUUCCCCGAGUCUUUACGAUCUCGCUAAUUGCGAUGAUUUAGUCACUUCCGCAACUAGUGACUCAAUUUCUUUUCCGGUUUCGUCAUCUUCUACUGUGAUAUCAGGAGUGGAUCCAAUGCUCCUCAAUUUUAUUGGGAUGGUGAACCUUCUCGCUUCCCACCGAAAGAACCGAGUUGAUGAGCUGUCGGAAAUCGGCUUCCGCGCCGCAGCUACCCGUGUACAAAGACAGCUUGACUCGUGGCGCAGAGAAUAUCAAGAGCAGAACCCGGAUUCGCACGCUUUGGAUGAUGAAAUGCACCAGGCCACAACAGCUUUCGCGUGGGCAAUUCAUCUGCGUCUUCAUCAGAUCGUCGAAGGCUAUGACCUCGACCAUCCGAAUGUGAAGCUGGCUAUUGCUAAUAUUAUGGAGGCGAUGUUGCCUAUCCCAUACGGUAGUCCCGUCGAAGGAAGUCUACUAUUUCCGCUUGUCAUUGCAGGCGCAGGAAGUACAGACAUUGAGGGACAAAUGGUAGUCAAGGAGCGACUGAUGGCCAUGGAGGGUACGCUAGGAUUUGGACACGUUAAACAGGCACGACAGUUACUGGAGACAGUAUGGGCACAGGGUCGAGAACGGAACUGGGCGUUUAUUCGGUUUACACAAUUUCCCGGGUUUGUAUUCGUCUAA